UCGCUUACAGAAAAACAAAGUCAGGCGAGGUUGUCUAAUUGCCGUCUUCCUAAGCUUAGCCAUCAUUCUAGAAUGGUACAACUAAGCAUUGUACAACUCUUAGUCUUUCGCUACUUACCACGUACCGUUUCCUGCCGUCGUAAUUUGACAGCUGUGAAGGGGGCUUGUUAUGUGAGCACGAGAAAGUUGCGGACUUUUUCAGCUCAGAGGUCCAUCUUCAAAAACCAGCUACGGCAAGAACAAAUAGAGUCAGAGGUGCCAGACCUUGGAACAGUACUGGAGUCGUGGUACUUUGAUGUUCAGAAGCAUGGCCAACUUAAAGUCAGCUCCCCAAUGGAUGUUCACAUCCGGCCGAUCGACCCACAAAAAUACCCAGAAAUGAAUAAAUUAUUCAUAAAUGUACUGUACAUGGGAAACGACAAAAUUCGCCUAUCGGAAUUGCAGAACCUGACGAAACAGUAUAUUGUAAAUUUGGAUGUCAAAGAAUUCAACACUGGUAUUGACCUGAAAAUUGACCAUAAAAUCAGCCGUCCGCUGGAGAUGCUUUGCCACAUUCAAGUGCCAAUCCAAUACGAUGUGUCUGUGUCCUGUACAAAUACUGGCGAAGCAUGUGUGGAACAGAUGGAAGGCCAGAAUGUCCAUGUUAAAACUCACAAGGGAGAUUGCCUCCUGAAAAACAUCAAGGGUUUCAACAUCAAUGUAGAGACAAAGGAGGGCAACAUCGUCGGGCGCAAGGUCUUACAGGGCAAUCUUCGGCUGACCUCUGUAGAUGGGUCCAUCGCAGCAGACCGAGUGCAGGGUCAGGUUGUGGAGUGUGCUGGUCGCCAUGGUAACAUACAGGUGAAGGAUGUUUAUGCUGAUAAAUCACACUUUCACACUCACCACGGAAACAUCUGCCUGGGCAGUUGCCAUGGUAACACACAGGUCACACUUGACAUUGGUGAUCUCACAGUUGGCAGCCUGGAUGGGAAUCUAUCUGUUAAGGUGGGGCGGGGUGACAGUGUGGUAGCCAUGUCACGAGAGGGCAACAUCAACAUGGAAACUGGGACAGGUGAUGUCUGUGUGAAGGUUGCUGAAUCUCAAAAAGGAAAGGUGAGCCUCACCGGGACUAGCAUCGAUCCUGGGAAAGUGGCACUCAACAAUAUGCAAAUUGAAAAAGCUGACAACAUCACCAGUGUUACUGGUACUCUGGCCAACUUGGACAGCGGGAAGAAGGAAGUUAAAGUGAAGACGGGCAAGGGCCGGAUCAGUCUUGAGUACUACAGCUGGCUGGCCUCGCUCAACAUAUUCAAGGAUGCCUCGUCAUGAACUCUCAUGUGACCUUGACAUUGUGCACUUCAGGCCAUCUUUAGUUAAUCAUUUGCACGCAGUGGCCAGUCUGACUCGUCAAAAAAUACCUGUCCUUUUACCCUAAGAGUAAGCAAAUGAACUUUUACAAAUAUUAUGUACUCUUCGUUAAUGUCUAGGCUUCAUUGAGACUAAGAAAUGCCUUCCUACCCACGAAAACAGUGUGGAUUUAUGAAACUGCAAUGUUUCUUGAUGCAGUAAAUAAGUGCUAUUUUACCAUAAAAUAUGUGCUUGUGCUCAACAUACCUUUUACAUAUUUCCUUUUGAUUUAUUUUUGUCAUCAAAUUUAAGGGGACCUUAUUAAUAGUAAAUACUGGGUAGUUCUCAAUCAGCAUUAUAAAUUUAUACUUAUUUCCAAUGUACAGUCUGGAUCGUAUAUGAAAUUUAUGUUUAUAGCUCAUAUGUUUUUCUAAGAAAAAGGUAGGGCUUUGUGAUUAUCUUUGUGACAUUGUUGUAAUUGUGGGAAAAAAAUGGCCAUACCGGUAAUUAAAAACAACAACUUUCAAGAUAUCCAACAGGUAUAAGAAUGUAUGGACAAUAUGCAUAUGUUCAUGUAGGCCCAUAACUCAAUAUCUUUGAGUAAAGUUAUGUCCCUUCUUUGAAUGAAUAUAUAAAAAAAGGUUCUUUUAUACAGCACUCAUGUUUUAAUUCACACUGUAUUUUAUAUGAAGGAUUGGUUGCCAAUCAAGCAAGUUGCAGUUACUUACAUAUAUUUUUAUUCGCCUCCUCGAGUCCUUUGUUUAGAUGAAACUUGACAUAUGUAAUGUAUGACAGUCAAAGAGUUAUGUUUGUUUCAAUAUUGCACUCCGAUUGGAUAAGCGCGACGUCAUUUAAUCGUUGUAACAAAAAUCAGCUAUUCAUUUAUACAAACGUAUGUUGUUGGUUACAUUUAUUUCAGAACAAAUACUCCAUUGCAGGAGAUGCUGCUUGUUUUUAGUCAUAAUGAAUAAUGAUUUAUAAUGUAAAUUUAUUUGAUUUUAAGUAUUGAAGGUAUUUUUCCUUGCUGUAUGAAUGCAGUAGGGCAAGCGAGCAAAUGACUAAGAAUCGCAGGCAGGCUUCAUGGAAUAUGCUUGCAUGCCCUACUGUGUAAAUGUGAUCAGUCCUUAAAUGUUAUCGUAUACACCCCUAUAGUUACAUGUUUGGUUAUAAUACCCUCAUCAUAUCCUACUAAGACUCUGCUGACCUACAUGUGUAAUUGUGAUUUGUAACACUUAUGCACCCUUUGUUGAUUAUGCAUUGUAAAACAGACACCAUUGACUGUUAGUGUCAAACAGUGUAUUUGUCAUUGUUAAGUGUGUGAGGUUUGUCUAGUUUAAUGUGGCUUGUGAUAAUUACCAUUUUGUAGAAUCUCAAUGCUUGCACUUCUGUUUUAGUUUCUGCCUCAUUGUUUUUACCAAACAGGAACUAAAUGGCUUUAUAAAGGUCAAUAGUUCUAAAUAGUUGUUUGCAGUAGUUGAUCUCUGUAGUAAUGUCAGUGAUCAGUGUUGUUAUCUUAUCCACCGAUGAUUUCAUCGGACUAACACAUGAGUAAGACAUUCUAUUGAAGCUGCAAGUUUUUGACCUACGCAAAUCAAAUAUGAUUUUUGUUGUCAAUUUAGAUGCUUCUUUUAAGAAAAUUAUAAUCUCAUUUUUUUAAAAACAUACUGUGAAAUAAAAGAAAUUUAUGAAGUCGGUUGAUCUGUGCGACUGUAUCAUUUCUUGCUGGAUGGGUAAAGUUACAUCCCGCUCUACCUAUGCUGUGUGAUACUGACUUUAUGGAAGCAACUCAAAGUGAUACAUCCCCACAGAUUAACAGUCUUAAAUUAUAUUUCCUCUGUAUUGUAUGUGCAUUUUAUACAUUCUUAGAGUUACCAUGUAGUUCUUUGAAGUGACAGAUUCCUUAAAUGAACAUGUAUAACUCCCAGUAAGUGGGCGGUAAUUCGGACCGUUGAAUGUGCUACCCCGGUAAGCAAUCAUGGAAAUAUGCUAAUCUGCCAUCUGUUGUUACUUGUUUUACUGUUAAGUUGUAUAUAAAGCAUGUACACUGUUUUAAUUUGAAUUAAUAAAGAUUAAUACAUUUA
This is a messenger RNA of Mya arenaria, 3407 nucleotides long. RefSeq names its product protein FAM185A-like. Lineage: Eukaryota; Metazoa; Mollusca; Bivalvia; Myida; Myidae. The transcript is spliced from 7 exons. The record is from RefSeq and is a predicted model, not a curated record. The coding region runs from base 73 to 1308 and encodes 411 amino acids.